CAAACACAACUACUUCUUCCCACCUUCUAAAACUCUUCUCAGUCUUUAAUUCUUCCCCUGCUCUUAAAUCACAAGUUCUAUCUUUUGAACAUAAAAAUCAUGGUUUUCCGAUUGCCUUCAGUCAACACUAAACAGCUACUAAAAUUACUCAGCAAAAGACAAGAAGUCCCAAAGGGCCAUGUUGCAGUAUAUGUAGGGGCUUAUGACCAGGAAAAGAAAAGAUAUGUGGUACCUGUAUCCCGCUUGAGCCAUCCAGCAUUCCAAGACUUGCUUAGCCGUGCUGAGGAAGAGUUUGGAUUUAAUCAUCCAAUGGGUGGUCUCACUAUUCCUUGUGACGAAGAAACCUUCAUCAGUGUCCUUAGAGGUCAAGUCAAAUCAUCAUGGAGCUGAUUAUUGGUUUUAUAUCCGUUUUCUUUUCGGAAUUUGCCUUGGACUCUUUGGCGACGAUUACUUAAAACCCAGAUUUUUCAUGUGUGCACAAACUCGGUUCCCACUUUUUUAAUGUGGAUGAGUUGCUAUAUUCAGUAGUUAGAAGUUAGAAAUUCAGAAUGACUUACAUCUGUAAUAAGUUGAUAUUCUGAUAAAAUCUUUUCAUUUUUUUCAUUUUUGUGCAAAUUAACAAGAACAAAUAUGGAGCUUGAACAAUUCCAACCUCAGAAAGCUAAGAGCAGAACUGAUUUGAAAAAACAAUUAAAUUAGGUUCUCAACACAAAAAUUGCAACACAAGAAUAAAGAUUUACGAUAAAAUUAAGUACCUUA
Molecule: messenger RNA, 759 nt
Organism: Amaranthus tricolor (Joseph's coat)
Lineage: Eukaryota; Viridiplantae; Streptophyta; Magnoliopsida; Caryophyllales; Amaranthaceae
Product: auxin-induced protein 15A-like
Exons: 1
Coding region: 100-390 (96 amino acids)
Biological process (GO): response to auxin
Source: RefSeq, a predicted model, not a curated record